AUGUCAGUGAUCAUUGAUUCUGUCGCGUUUAAGAGGCGACUUCAUCUACUGCAACGUACCCUCAAGGAUAGCAAAUCGUUUGGAGGUGUGUCGUGCAUCGUCACUGCCUUGGGGAAAGGUGAUUCCGAGACCCAGGGCCAGUGGACUUCGAUGCUGCACAUCUGGCUUUUGGGGUAUCCGUUUGCCAACACCGCCAUCACCAUCAGUCCGCAAAAGUGUGUGAUCAUCACGUCGGCAAAGCAAGCCAAACACCUUGACGGCAUCAAAUCGGCUAGCGUGGAGCUACGUAUUCGCUCGAAGGAUCCCGAGGAAUCUCGCAUUUUAUAUAAGGAGAUGCUUGACCAGUUUGUUCCCAACGAGUCUUCCUUUGGUGUAUUUGCUGAUGAUACUGCCGUUAGUCUUAUUGCGGCUGCGUGGAAAGAAGAACGCGAAGCCGCAGUUGCCCGCGGUGCAAAGUCUGUGAACGUCUCCAAGGCCUUCGAUGAGUUGCUGGCAAACAAAGACGAGGAUGAGCUUCGAGCAAUUCGUACGGCAGCAAAGGCCAGCAUGGGUGCUAUGACGCAGUACUUUGCCGAUGAAAUGACCACAAUUAUCGAUGAGGAAGCAAAGAUCACUCAUGCCGAUUUCAGUGAAAAAGUUGCUGCGGUCAUCGAUAAUGCCAAGCUGUUCCGUAAAAUGAAACUAGGUGCAGAGUUUGAUGCAGCUUUGAUCGAUUGGUCGUAUCAACCUAUCAUUCAGUCUGGUAACAACUUUGAUCUAAGCUCUGAUGCGAAAUCCGACAAAAACCUUUUACAGGCCGGCAUCAUUUAUUGUUCUUUGGGCCUUCGCUACAAGUUCUACAGCUCAAGUAUUGCUCGAACCUACUUGAUUGAUCCGUCAAAGGAGCAAGAGCAGAGCUAUUCCAUGCUGCUUGCCACUGAAAAACGCGUUCUCACUGCUAUUCGCGAGGGUGCAAAAUGCUCCGAUGCGUUCAAGGCUGCGAAGGCUUAUUUGAGCGAGAAAGAACCUAGUUUAGUGUCUCAUCUUGCCCCUAGCGUUGGCUAUGGCGUUGGUGUCAAUCAUCAUGAUAGGUUGUUUGAACUUUCAGAGGAUAAUGAUCGUGCUUUGCAAGACGGUAUGACACUGGUUAUUCAGAUUGCGUUUACCGAUCUCAAAGACAGCGGUGAGGAUAGUAAGCCAUACAUGCUUUGUGUUGCCGAUACUAUUCGUGUUACUAGCGACAUCCCAAUUGUGUUCACUGAUGCUCCCAAAUCUCGCGAUGUUGUUUCGUUCUAUUUCAAACAGGAGGAAGAGGAGCCCACAAAGCGCGAACGCAAGCCUGUUCAGUCAAGUUCAAAUGGUCGGUCUAUGCGUUCUGAGCGCCAGCGUGAACAGGAAGAGAGUGCUGAAGCUCGUAUACUUGCUCAUCAGGCUGAACUGAAACAGCGUCUUCAAGAGCGUGGUGUCGAAAAGUAUAGUGACAUCUCUCAACAACAGGGGGCCGACGAGAACAAGCGGGAGUUCAAAAAAUACGAGUCGUACAAGCGAGAGACCCAGCUGCCCCCUGCAGUUAAAGAUCUGCGUAUCAUGGUUGACAACCGUUCCCAGACAAUCAUUGUUCCUAUUUCUGGCCGGCCUGUUCCUUUCCAUAUUAAUGCCUACAAAAACGGAUCCAAGAACGAAGAAGGUGAGUACGUCUAUCUCCGACUGAACUUUAGUACGCCCGAUACUAUUGUCAAACGUGACGAAGCGUUUGAGAACCCGUAUGCGCAGUUCCUUAAGAGUAUCACUCUACGAAGCCGUGACGCCGAGCGUAUGAAUGAUACGUUUAAGCGUAUUCAGGAGAUGAAACGUGAAGCCACUCGUCGUGAGCAGGAACGUAAAGAGCUGGCAGAUGUCGUGCAACAGGACAAGCUUUCCGAAGUGCGUGAUCGCCGUCCGCAACGCUUGGAGCCUGUCUUUGUGCGUCCUACUCCCGAGGGCAAACGUGUUGCUGGCUCCCUUGAAAUUCAUAAGAAUGGUGUCCGUUACCAGUCUCCAUUGGGUAAAGAGCAGCAAGUUGAUGUUCUGUUCAGCAAUGUGGACAGUCUUUUCUUCCAACCGUCUGAUCAUGAAUUAAUUGUUCUUAUUCAUAUUCAUCUGAAGAACCCUAUUAUUGUUGGUAAGAAAAAGACUAAAGACAUUCAGUUCUACCGGGAUGCUACCGACAUGUCUUACGAUGACACAGGCAACAAAAAGCGUCGGUAUCGCUAUGGUGAUGAGGACGAACUGGAACAGGAACAGGAAGAACGACGUCUCCGAGCUACUCUGAACAAGGAGUUUAACAAUUUUGCUGAGCAAAUUGCCAAGGCUUCGAACGGUAAGCUAGCAGUUGACAUUCCUUUCCGUGAACUGGGGUUCACUGGUGUGCCCUUCAGAUCGAACGUUUUGUGUCAGCCCACUACGGACUGUCUCGUUCAACUUGUGGAUACGCCGUUUUUGGUUGUUCGUCUCGACGAGGUUGAGCUCGUGAGCUUGGAACGUAUACAGUUCGGUCUUCGUCAAUUCGAUAUGGUGUUUAUCUACAAAGACUACAGCAAACCGGUUACACACAUCAACAGUAUCCCGGUCAGCCAGCUCGACUCGAUCAAAGAUUGGUUGAACGAGAUGGACAUUCCUUUCUAUGAGGGACCAGUCAAUUUGACAUGGCCACAAGUUAUGAAGACAGUCACCAGUGAUCCUCAUGAGUUCUUUGAGUCUGGUGGUUGGUCGUUCUUGGCCAAUGAUGAAGAGGAUGCUGCAGAGGAGGAAGUUCCUGAGGAAGAGUCCGAGUUCGAGGUCACUGACGAUGAGCCCGAAGACGAAAGUGACUCCUACGCUGAGGAGGAGUCUGAAGACCUUUCGGAGAACUCCUUCUCUGGCGAAGACGACUCCGGCGAGGAUUGGGAUGAUAUGGAAGAGGAGGCUGCACGCGAAGAUCAACGUAAAGAAGAUCGACGGGGCCGCCGUUAG
Wickerhamiella sorbophila is the source of this 2970-nucleotide messenger RNA. RefSeq names its product FACT complex subunit spt16. The transcript has a single exon. Bases 1 to 2970 code for a protein of 989 amino acids. Gene Ontology annotation, biological process: positive regulation of transcription elongation by RNA polymerase II; transcription elongation by RNA polymerase II. The record is from RefSeq and is a predicted model, not a curated record. Lineage: Eukaryota; Fungi; Ascomycota; Dipodascomycetes; Dipodascales; Trichomonascaceae. Gene Ontology annotation, cellular component: FACT complex. Gene Ontology annotation, molecular function: nucleosome binding.